UUAUCUUUUAACAGAAACGGUGAAGUUAUAUCCAAAUUUGAGACCAAUAAGGUACCAAGACACAGCAAGCUAAGAGACCAAAAAGGCUGUAACUACACAUAUCAAUGGCGGCCUCGAGCUGCCAAUUUCAACUUACAUACUAUAUUAAUUAUAACGUCAGGCCUAUAAAAGUGAAGAAGACAAAGUCAUUCAUCUGUUGCUCAGUACAGCCAUCUCAAAACAAUGUGAAAGUAAUCAUAAAUGGAGCUGCAAAGGAGAUAGGAAGAGCAGCCGUAAUUGCUGUGACUAAAGCUAGAGGUAUGGAAGUGGCUGGUGCUGUUGAUACUAAUUUUGUUGGACAAGAUAUUGGACAGGUUUGUGACAUGGAAGAACCUCUAGAAAUACCGAUAAUAAACGACCUUACAAUGGUGUUGGGUUCAAUAUCUCAGUCAAAGGCAACUGGGGUAGUCAUUGAUUUCACUGACCCUUCUACAGUUUAUGACAAUGUCAAACAGGCAACAGCAUUUGGGAUGAAUAGUGUAGUUUACGUGCCAAGGAUUAAGCAAGAAACUGUCAUGGCUUUAUCUAUGUUCUGCGAGAAGGCCAGCAUGGGUUGCUUGGUUGCACCAACUCUUUCAAUUGGAUCCAUACUUCUCCAGCAAGCAGCAAUUUCAGCUUCUUUUCACUAUAACAAUGUAGAAAUUGUUGAGUCUAGAGCAAAUGCAGUGGAUUUUCCAACCCAGGAUGCAGUUCAAAUUGCUAACAACCUUUCCAAUUUGGGUCAGCUGUAUAAUAGAGAGGACAUUUCCACUGAUAUUCCGGCAAGGGGUCAAGUUCUAGGGGAAGACGGAGUACGUGUUCACAGCUUGGUUCUACCAGGGCUCCCGUCUAGUACGUCAGUAUACUUCUCAAGGCCAGGAGAGGUUUACACACUAAAGCAUGAUAUCACGGAUGUGCAAUGUCUCAUGCCAGGCUUAAUUCUAGCCAUUAGAAAAGUUGUUCGCCUCAAGGUACCUAUCAAAGAACCAUGUCUUGACAUAUUUCACCAUGACACUAAACAACAUACUCUUUGUUUUUCCUUGGCAGAACCUGGUCUAUGGCUUGGAGAAGUUUUUAUAAGAAGCAGACAGUAAGAGGCUAAAGGGACUGUAGGCAACAUCCAGAUAUCUUGUGAGGAGAACAUGAAUGGGGAGACAUGCAGUCAAGAGAGAAAUUCCCAAAAUCUGCUGUCAAAGAGCGUGUUGGAUCACAAUAUGCGACUUAUUAAACAGCUAAUAAAAUCUGAGAAUAUAUGUUUUUCCCAUGCCGCCUAAAAGCGAAAAUAUAGAAAUUGUACCCUCUAAAAACUUUCAGACCUAUACUGAAUAAUUCCCUUUUUUUUUUCUUUUUUAUUGAGGGAUCACUUAAACUUUUUAUCUAAA
This is a messenger RNA of Nicotiana attenuata, 1400 nucleotides long. Its product is annotated as dihydrodipicolinate reductase-like protein CRR1, chloroplastic. Gene Ontology annotation, cellular component: chloroplast stroma. The transcript has 8 exons. Lineage: Eukaryota; Viridiplantae; Streptophyta; Magnoliopsida; Solanales; Solanaceae. The record is from RefSeq and is a predicted model, not a curated record. Bases 105 to 1112 code for a protein of 335 amino acids. Gene Ontology annotation, molecular function: 4-hydroxy-tetrahydrodipicolinate reductase activity.